AUGGAGAAGUACUCUAACUUCUGUGACCCCACUACAGGCAUCAAUCCUUACACCCGAGAUAUCAAAAGACACAUCACUUUACUUUCCCUCUUCACUACUCCAAUUUUAGUUACCGUACUUAUGCACUUACCCCGUUUUCUUUGGCAACUAUUUACUGGAGGACUUCUAACUAUUACGCCAUCACCGAGUUUAGCUAAAGCCCGGACUCGUGGCGUAUCUGUCUUUGCCUGUACUUACACCUCUCUUUUUGAUACGCAUGCUUUGUUCGCCCUUUUCAAACACCCGCGUAUUUACUUACUGACUACUACAGCUACCUAUACAGUCUCACGAUUUAACGUCUUAACUAAAACACCCAUGCCUCGACUUGAAUCGGCUACUCCUGAAGCACCAAUCAUUCUCUUCCUUUCCGGCGGUCUAACUAACGGCCGUAUUCUCCUAGAUACACCCACCCGAUCUAUGUCCUACUUAAGUCUAACCCAUACACCUCCACCAACGGAUAUUAAUCUAUUCUCUCAAGUAACUCCACAGUUUUAUUCAUUAUUACCAGCUUUAGCUUACCACUUUGUUUAUUGUGCCAUCUUUAAGAACCCACGAGUAGUUCCUAAAUGGGCCGAAACACUACCAGAUCUAGCCGAUAUAACCGGUCUAGAUAUUGCCAAAGGCUUCACUAAUGAAACAACUGCCCAGUUUCUAAGCCGUCUUAGGCAAUGA
Nematocida homosporus is the source of this 711-nucleotide messenger RNA. RefSeq lists its product as uncharacterized. The record is from RefSeq and is a predicted model, not a curated record. The transcript has a single exon. Lineage: Eukaryota; Fungi; Microsporidia. The coding region runs from base 1 to 711 and encodes 236 amino acids.